Messenger RNA from Ictalurus punctatus (channel catfish), 4902 nucleotides. RefSeq names its product TBC1 domain family, member 19 (gene tbc1d19). NCBI's taxonomy places the organism in Eukaryota, Metazoa, Chordata, Actinopteri, Siluriformes, Ictaluridae. The transcript is spliced from 21 exons. The record is from RefSeq and is a predicted model, not a curated record. The coding region runs from base 107 to 1684 and encodes 525 amino acids.
UGCGCUCGUCAGUUGCUAAGAUACGGCGCUUCACAUCUUUAGAUGCUGCACUAUUGAAUGACGCUAAACUAAUCACUGACGUUUCUGACGAUUAAUAUGUAUUAAGAUGGACGAAGGAACAGAGAUAUCUGUCACCAUCGCUCAAGUUGUCCAGCGGCUCAGAGGAACUCAUUUACACUCUCAGCUGGAGAAACAAGCCAGAGAAUGUUUACACAGGCCGGAGAUAAAGCUAGAAACCUUAAAAGAAGACGUCCGGAAUUUCCUAAGAGGCUCAGGUUGGGAGAGGAAGUUGCAAAAUGCAGUGUAUAGAGAAUUGCACAUUUUGCCUCCACCUGCUCACCCUGCAGCUACCCCUGAGCACACAAAAGAGCCACUGGAAUACAUGCGCAAAGCCCAGGCAUGCUGGGAGAAGAGGAUCCUGAAGAGUUUGAACAGUAUGUGUACUGAGUUGGGGGUUCCACUGGCCCGCAAGCGGCCUGUUGCAGAACAGAGACAUUUAACAAACAAAUGGAACGAGAUGGGCACAGAUGAAUCAGAUCUAAGCAAGUUCAGACCUGUAUAUGCACCCAAAGAUUUCCUAGAGAUGUUGAUUAGUCUGAAGAACCCCAAUCAUGACUGUAGCGAGGUGCUCACAGCCAGGAGCCACUGGGGACUUAUUCAGAUCUCCCUCAAUGUCCGUGAUAUCCUACAGAUGAGAGAGGCUUAUCCAGAACUGAGCCUGAACUGCGGCCAACUUGGAAUAGACGAUCAUGCACAUGUCCCUCCAGAUUUGUUUGAAAAUGAACACCUUCAUAUUGGAAAGAAAGUGUUGAGCGAACAGGACAGCGUAUCCGCUCAGCACUACAGCAGACAGGGAUGUCCCACUGGCCUUCGAGCGCAGCUAUGGGCUCUGAUCCUCAAUGCCACUAAUGAACCAGAGGACAUCAUGCAUUAUGAGCAACUGAAGGCAGCAGUCAUCCACCAUGACCUGUUGGUGGAUAAUCUAAUAUAUAAGGAUGUGAAGCUGACUGCAAGUAAUGAUGACUAUUACUUUGUAUUUGAAGACUUUCUGUAUCAGGUUCUCCUUUGUUUUUCUCGAGACAAUGCAGUUCUGGAGCAUUUUAGCUACAAUAGUGCCACUCCUCCCAAAUCCUACAUCCAGGGCAAGACUGGUGCAGAGGAGUUUGCUGUGGUGUAUCCUCCGAAUGGUGUUAUCCCAUUCCAUGGCUUCUCAAUGUAUGUGGCUCCCCUGUGUUUCUUGUACAACGAGCCGUCUAAGCUGUACAGCGUAUUCAGAGAGAUGUAUGUGCGCUACUUCUUCAGACUGCACUCCAUAUCCUCCUCCCCCUCAGGUAUAGUUUCUCUUUGUCUGCAGUUUGAGAGGUUACUCCAAACCCAUCUCCCGCAGCUCUUCUAUCAUUUACAAGAGAUCGGGGCCCAACCAUUGCGUAUCGCCUUUAAGUGGAUGGUUCGGGCUUUCUCUGGCUAUCUAUCCACUGACCAACUCUUGUUGCUAUGGGACCGUAUCCUUGGCUACGAGUCCUUAGAGUUAGUAGCAGUUCUGGCGGCUGCCGUCUUCAUGUUCCGGGCUGAAAAUCUGAUGGAGGUGACAUCACUGGCCUCAGCGGAGGCUGUACUUGCUGACCUUUCUACCCUUAAGGUCCUGCCCCUCCUGCAGAUAUUCCUCUUUGCUACAGGCAUCUGAGGACCAUGUUGUGUGGAUGCAUGUCAUCUCGAAGGGAUAAGCUGUGUCCAUGACAACUAAGUUAAGUGACAAGACUGUUGAUGUAGAAGUGGCAGUGUAUGAAUUCUCCGUGCCAUGAAAUCAAUAAGGUUGGCUUUUAAUCAGUCUGCAUGUUCCAGCAGGUCUAUAGUGAAUAUACUGCUUUAAAGGAUUUAACACUGACAUACCUUCAUGAUGGAUUGUGUCAUAUUACAUCCUAAUAAUAUUUGUAACAAGUAUGGGAAUAACAGCUGCUUUCACCAGUGACAGAUGUAUUACUGAUCUACAGUGCCCUUCAGAAUUAUUUCUGGAAAAUGAGCUUAAUUAAUAUAUGUAGUAAGUGAUAUGAGGAUACUAUAUAGUUUUCAUGAGUAGUGCAUUUUUUUUUCUUUUUUUUUUCAGUAAAACAAAACACUGUUUCAAAAUUGUGGCACACUUGCGGUUUAAUUAUUACACAGUCCCUCCAGGAUUUUGCGAUCUUCAGAGGAUAUUCGGAGGAGCUCGCAAAUUUUCCUCAGAUUUGGGCCAAGACAGGUCAUGUGAUGUCAUCACGACACACGUACAGCCAAAGCCCUCUUCGAUUCAUGUGCGUUGAACAUGAGUACAGCUAAAAGGUCUCGUUUGCCAACAAACAUCACUGCAAAAAACUAUUUUGCCAAUUCAAGUAGUUUUCCGCAAAAAAUUGAAAUAAAGCACAAAAAACUCUGCAAGUUGUAUCACAAAUUUUGAAAAAAAUAAGUCACAGCAAAAUCAAGAAUUUUUGGCCACAACAAUCACAAAAAACUCUGCUGAAUCCUGUACAGACUGAUUACAGCACUGACUGUAAUCCCUGUUGACGGAUGUCAGAAUGUUUUUAUAUUUUAUGUUCGAGGUAAACAGACCUCCUUUAUGUCCUCCUACCCAGGGUGUAUCUCUACCUCAUGCUCAGUCAGGGUCCAGCACGACAAUUUUAAGGAUAAAGCGGUUACUGCAUAUGAAGCAAGGAAUGAUUUUUUUUUUUCAAGAAUAAAAAGCUUAUUACCAGCCAUCCAUUAUCUGUACCGCUUAUCCUACACAGGGUCACAGGGUAGCCUGGAGCCUAUCCCAGGAAACCCAGGGCAUAAGGCGGGGGACACCCUGGAUGGGGGUGCCAACCCAUCGCAGGGCACAAUCGCAUACACAUUCACACAAACCACCAUGUGUUUGUACUGGGGGAGGAAACUGGAGUACCUACAGUACAGGGAGAACAUGCAAACUCCAUGCACAUCGGGUGGUGGUGGGAUUUGAACCCCCAACCCCAGAGGUGCGAGGCAAGCAUAUUAACCACUAAGCCACCGUUCCCCCCCUUCACACGUUUAUGAGAGGAAAUACUAUCAUUUAAAAAGUAGUUCCUAUGGGAAUGUUUUUCAUCAGAUCAGUCGUUUGCGUGGGAUCUUUGUGUGUUGUCUUUAUUUUAUAUUGUUCAUUUUCCUCAUUUCUAUGAAGGGUGCACUAUAAAUAACAAUAUGCUUAUAAUAAUAGGCUUAAAUAAUGUAUUACAAACAUUUAUGAAGUAUGCUAUAAUCUGUUUCCAGAAGUGGAAGAAGAAAAUCCAUGCAGUAAUACAGAAGACUAGGAAAUAAUGUCACUGAUAAUUCAUUAGCGCCAUAAACUCACUUGUGGUAUAUAGUGCCAGACAUUUUAAAGGUAUACACUGAUUAGACGUGUGCCUAAGACGAAACAAGAUUUCUAUUAAAUGCCAGUAUGUACAUCGUUGUAGUUUUAAGUGCAAACAUUUUGUUUUUAUUGUGUUCACAGCUUCUUUAUUACAUAUCUAGGCCUUUUUUUAUUAUUUGUGAUGCACAUUAUGUAAGCAAAGGGCCAUAUGCAUGUGCUUGAAAAAGUCACAUUAUUAUAUGAGUUAUGAAAAACAAGCAUGUUAUUAUGUGACAUGUAAAUCUGCCUGAAGCCUAUGAUGCAGAUUUGGCUUGUACUGGGUCAUUACAUAAAACCCCCAUCAUAUAUUCUCAGAACAGGAAUGAUCCUACUACUGUAUGUUGUAUUGCUGCACAAUGUCAGUAUGUUCAACAUGUCAAUAAUUACAUUUCUGAAGUUUUAUUGAAACUGCACUACUACUUUGAUUAUUCUUCAGUAUUUGCUUUCCAAGCUUCAACAAAUGAAGAAUGCCUUUUUAUUCUUUAUAUGAUUUUUAAACAGACUUUUAGGUUUAGGUUUGUAGAAUGACUAUUGCAGAAUGACACGUUUGAAAGCUGUUAUAAAGAUCCAUACACGUUUAUUAAUUUACAAUUACAAUGUAAUUUAGACAGUUUGGUGUCUUUUUUAAUUGUUGUUAUCUUGUAGAAGCUUAAAUUAUAUGUACGGAAUAAAACAUUAUGCUGUUAUAGGAAAAUAAUCAACAUUGAGGUGGCGUGAUGCAGCAUUACUGUUACCACCCCAUAGUUUAUUAUUGUCAGAUAAAAGCACAUCUGAAAGUGCUCUAUUCCUCUUAUACCACAGCAAUUUGCCAAAAUUAUUAUUAUUUUUUAAAAAUCUGUUUAGGAAUGACACAUUGUACAUAUGUAUCUGUUUAUGGUUACGUUUAAUGUUGUGGAAUAUCUGCUGAACAAGUUAGUUCCUGUUUUCAGUUCAUUAUAGCAGCGAUAAACAGCUGUUCCUUUUUUUUAACAAGUUAACAAGGCUUUAAUAAAAUGAAAUAAAAGAAAAAAACACAAAGAUCUGUCUCGUAAAAAAUGCUUAAAAAUGCUGACACUGGAUUCUUGUUCCAAAAAUGCUAAAUAAAUGUCUGCUCACAGAAAACUUUACACUAUCAACAGUUACGGGUUUUUAAAUUUUACUUGUUUGUGUGGCCACCAAACAAAUCCUUAUGAAUUACCUGUUACUAUCGAAAUGUUAACGUAUUAAAAUCAUCACAUUAAUAUAAACCUGUAAUUUACCUUGGAGCCAGGACUAUUGUCAGAGUCACAGAAAAUGAAUCAACAUCCUCUGACCAGUCAGAAUCGAGAAUUCUGUAUGGCACAUUUGCUUAUAUUUGUCAUUAGCAUUUAUCAUACCAUAUAUUUAUCAAUGUUCAUGCUAAUUAGGAUUUCAAAAAUAAUUAGCCUAUUUAACCGCCUCUGACUGCCCAAAAUCAUUCAUACUAUACUAAUUCAUAGAAAAAAAUAAUAUGCACCCAUUGGCUAACACUGGCUAUGACCGAAAACAUUACUAUGCAUGCUAUGAAU